This is a messenger RNA of Syzygium oleosum, 3028 nucleotides long. Its product is annotated as mechanosensitive ion channel protein 6-like. Gene Ontology annotation, biological process: transmembrane transport; monoatomic anion transport. Bases 255 to 2759 code for a protein of 834 amino acids. NCBI's taxonomy places the organism in Eukaryota, Viridiplantae, Streptophyta, Magnoliopsida, Myrtales, Myrtaceae. Gene Ontology annotation, cellular component: plasma membrane. Gene Ontology annotation, molecular function: mechanosensitive monoatomic ion channel activity. The transcript is spliced from 5 exons. The record is from RefSeq and is a predicted model, not a curated record.
CCCCAUCAAUCAAGCAAAAGCAAAAAUCUCAUCUCUGGGAUUCGCUCGUUCGUACACCCCACCUCGCUCUUGCCUCUUUUGACUCCCAUUCACACCACGCCCAUGUUACUGCUUUUCGCGUUCCGACCACCACCUUCCUGUCGCUUUCGUUCCCAUCGCCAUCGUCACUGCACAGGAAGAACUCACAGUGAUCUGCUCACUGUAGCGAACUUGCAUUGCCGAACCCCACUAAGGAGAACAAGUUCGCGUGCACGAUGAACGGAGGAGGGAACGAAAAGAUUUGGAGGGGUUCGAGCUACGACUUCCGGGAGGACGAGGAAGUUGCCGGCGGUAACGCGAACGGUACCGAGUCCAGAGUCGGUAGCAGCGACGAGUUCGAUUUCCGCCGGGGAAGCGGCAAGAAGGGGUUGGAAGAAGAUCCGCCGUCGAGGCUGAUCGGUCAGUUCCUGCACAAGCAGCGGGCUUCCGGCGAUUUCUCGCUCGACAUCGAUCUGGAGAUGCAAGAGCUCAAGCAAGAGGACGACGACGACGACUUCACGCCGCUGCCACCUUUGGAAGAGUCGCCAUUGAGGAGCCGGAACAAGGUGUCCUUCGGCGAGCCCGGCUCGAGCGAGGCCAAGCCCACCAGGUUUUCAGUGGAGAAUCAGCAGCGGCAGGAGGAGGAGGGGAGCGAAGAUGGGCAAGUCUUGAGGUGCACAUCGAACGCCUCGUUUCAUAGCAACAGCUCGUUCAAGAGAAAGUCACGGCUUCUGACGGGGGCGGCAAAGAACAAGUCGAGGCUCUUGGAUCCGCCUGAUCACACGGACAAGAAAUCGGGUCGGGUUUCGAAAUUAGGAUUGUCGCCCAAACUCGGUGGGGACGAGGACGAGGACGACCCUUUUGCGGGGGAGGACUUGCCGGAGCAGUACAAGAAGUGCACGCUCGGCCUUGUGGUCCUUCUUGAGUGGGUAAGUUUGAUCUUGAUCAUAAGUGCACUUGUCUGUAGCCUCACCAUUCCUUAUCUUAGGAAGAAGACUCUGUGGAAGCUCAUGCUGUGGAAGUGGGAGGUAAUGAUUUUGGUGUUGAUAUGUGGGAGAUUGGUCUCUAGUUGGGGGAUUCGGAUCAUUGUGUUUUUUAUUGAGAGGAAUUUUGUUCUGAGGAAAAGGGUUCUUUAUUUUGUUUAUGGGUUGAGGAAAGCAGUGCAGAAUUGUCUGUGGUUGGGGCUAGUCUUAAUAGCAUGGCACUUUCUGUUUGAUAAAAAGGUUGAGAGAGAAACCAAUAGCAAGAACCUCCAGUUGGUCACGAAAGUCUUGGUUUGUCUCUUGGUUGGCACAAUGAUUUGGCUUGUGAAGACUCUUAUAGUUAAGGUCUUGGCAUCUUCCUUUCACGUGAGCACCUAUUUUGAUAGGAUUCAGGAGUCUCUGUUUAAUCAAUAUGUGAUCGAGACGCUUUCAGGCCCGCCCUUAGUCGAGAUGAGGAAAGCAGAGGAAGAGGAGGAGAAGAUUGCGGUUGAAGUUGAGAACCUGCAGAAGGCGGGUGCUAUUAUACCUCCCGACCUUAAUGCAGCUGUAUUGCCAACAAAAGGUAGCGGGAGAGUGAUAGGUAGCGGGAGAGUGCAGAAGAGUCCUAGAGGAAAGGAUAAGGGGGAAGAGGGGAUCACAAUCGAUCAUUUGCAUAAACUUAAUCCAAAGAAUGUAUCUGCCUGGAAUAUGAAGAGGCUGAUGAAUUUGGUGCGGUAUGGGAACCUCACAACACUGGAUGAGCAGAUAUCGGGUCACGAUGAUGAAUCUUCGAAGCAAAUAAACAGCGAAAGUGAGGCAAGAGCAGCGGCGAAGAAAAUUUUCCAGAAUGUGGCUCAGCAAGGAUCUAGGCACAUAUAUAUAGAGGACUUGAUGCGGUUUAUGCCAGAAGAUGAGGUUGUAAAGACGAUGAGUCUAUUUGAAGGAGCAUCUGAGAGCCACAAAAUUAGCAAAUCUUGUUUAAAAAACUGGGUGGUUAAUGCUUUCAGAGAACGAAGAGCACUAGCUUUGACCCUGGAUGAUACUAAGACAGCUGUGAACAAACUCCAUCGGAUGGUGAACAUUCUAGUUGGCAUCCUAAUAGCCAUUGUUUGGCUCCUUAUACUAGGAAUUGCAACGAAAAAGUUUCUGCUUCUCAUAAGCUCCCAAUUGCUACUUGUGGUAUUCAUAUUUGGAAACUCGUGCAAGAUGACAUUUGAAGCGAUUAUUUUCUUGUUUGUGAUGCAUCCAUUUGACGUCGGCGAUCGUUGUGAAGUUGAUGGGGUCCAGAUGGUGGUGGAAGAGAUGAACAUCUUAACGACUGUUUUCCUGAGGUAUGACAACCAGAAGAUAAUAAUUCCGAACAGUGUUCUCGCUACUAAGGCCAUCAGUAACUUCUAUCGAAGUCCUGAUAUGGGAGAUGUAGUUGAAUUCUGUGUGCACAUAUCUACACCAACUGAGAAGAUUGCCACAAUGAAACAAAGAAUAACAAGUUACAUUGAGAACAAGAAGGACCACUGGUACCCCGCACCAAUGAUAAUAUUCAAGGAUGUCGAAGAUUUGAACAGGCUGAGAAUAGCAGUUUGGUUGACGCACAGGAUGAACCACCAGGACAUGGGCGAGAAAUGGGCAAGGAGAGCCCUCCUGGUGGAGGAGAUGGUCAAGAUUUUCAAGGAGCUUGACAUCCAAUACCGACUACUACCCCUCGACAUCAACAUCCGUGCUAUGCCUCCAGUGACCUCGAGCAGCCCUCCUCCUACUUGGACUGCACCUUCCAACUGAGUACAUGCAGGUGCAAGGGGUUUGUUUUAGUAGAACGGAAGACAAUUAGAUAAUAGAGUGAUAAUAUAUUUUACAACGCCCAGAUGUCAGAACAAUUAGCAUGGAAUUAGCUUUGAAUGGCAUUGGUUGUUUCCAAUAUCUUGGCUGGUCUAACUCCAUUUAGUUGAGGUACGUAUAAACUUGUGAAAGAGCUUCUGAGUAUGUGCGGUACUAGAUUCGUCUAUAUCGAUUACUUUUUAUACACAUUAUAUCUUCUUGAAUACUUUUUG